Molecule: messenger RNA, 2899 nt
Organism: Mugil cephalus (flathead mullet)
Lineage: Eukaryota; Metazoa; Chordata; Actinopteri; Mugiliformes; Mugilidae
Gene: hcn5
Product: hyperpolarization activated cyclic nucleotide-gated potassium channel 5
Exons: 10
Coding region: 201-1757 (518 amino acids)
Biological process (GO): monoatomic ion transport; transmembrane transport
Cellular component (GO): membrane
Molecular function (GO): monoatomic ion channel activity
Source: RefSeq, a predicted model, not a curated record
CUAAAGCUUCGCCAAAGCCCGGAGGUUGGGAGACCUGAUGGAAAAUUACCUUGUGAUGAAAAGGGGGAGGUCAGGGCUGGUGGAGUCGGACUCGUCCUGAGGAGAACGAGGAGGAGGAGGAGGAGGAGGAGGAGAGGAAGGAGCAGCGUUUGCAUAGGGAGGAUGUGCAUUUGGCCGAUGAGAAGGGACCGAGGUUGGCCAUGGAGAAACUAAAAGGUCCCACGGUGGGAUGCACCACAGCCACCUGUGGAUGGAGAGCCCUGCUCCUCCCGCAGCUGAACAGACAGUCCCUGUACGUGUACGGCAGCGAGGUGGCCGUGGAGAAGGAAUGCAUCCGGCAGCUGCAGAGCGGAGUCUUUGUCAUUCACCCUUUCAGCCCCAUGAGGAGUUACUACAUCAUGUGCAUGAUGGCCAUCACCUUCCUGAACCUGAUCGGGAUUCCCAUGGAGAUCGCGUUCCUGGACGGGAACAGCGGUCUGGCGUGGGAAGGCUUCAACGUGUUUUCAGACACGCUGUUCCUGAUCGACGUGGCUCUGAAUUUCCGCAUGGGCAUCAUAACGGAGGACGCAGAGGAAGCUAUUCUGGAUAUCAAGCGGAUCCGAGUCAGUUACCUGAGGACAUGGUUCAUACCGGACGUUAUAGCAGCUUUCCCAAUCGGCUACAUUCUGCUGUUUGCGGGCUUACACUACCACAACGAAGACAACCCCUCCAAGACCAACAAGAUGAUGAGGAUACUGAUGUUCGUGCGGAUCCUCAGCUUGAUCCGUCUCGCUCGAGUGUCCAGGCUGGUCAGGUUCUUCAACGAAGUGGAAAAAGUGUCAAAUGCAAACCUGGAGGUCGUCCGGCUGUUCUUCCGCGUCUUGUCUCUGUUCAUGAUGAUUUUUUUGCUGUGUCACUGGAACGGCUGCAUCCAGUACUUCGUCCCGAUGCUGGAGGAGUUUCCCACCGACUGCUGGGUCCGCAAGGAAAACCUCAUGAACUCCACAGUCAUUGUGAAAUACUCCUGGGGAGUUUUCCGGGCCCUGUCCCAGAUGAUCGCUCUCUCUUACGGCUCCAUGGACGCUCCAACAAAUUAUGUUGAAAUGUGGAUUGUCAUGGUCAGCAUGGUGUCCGGCUGCCUCAUGUACACCGUCCUUGUGGCCAACGCUACGACCAUGAUCGCCAACGUGGACCCAGCGGCCAAGGAGUACAAGAGCAAGAUGAGCCGUUUGGAGCACUACAUGGCCUUCAUGAAGCUCCCUCCAGAGCUGUGCCUUCGCAUCAACAGCUAUUAUCAGGCUCGCUACGGAGGGAAGUGGUUUGACGAGAAGGACGUCAUGGACACAGUGUCUUCAGCACUCAAAGAGCAAAUCCUGAUGGUGAUGUGCAGCCGCCUGCUGAGGAAGGUACCGAUGUUUCAGAACAGAGACGAGAACUUCAUCAACGCCAUCCUCCCCAAACUGGAGUACGAGGUUUUCCAGGAAGGAGACGCCAUAAUCCGACAAAACGUCCCGGGAAACCGCAUGUUCUUCAUCGACCACGGACAAGUUCUGCUGGAGACAGAGUCCUACGACAGGGAGCUGUGUGACGGAGACUUCUUUGGAGAGACGUGUGUCCUGACCAAAGGCAAACAUCUGGCCACGGUGAAGGCGCUGACCGACUGCCAGUGCUUCUCUCUUUCCUACAAGGACUUUCAGGAGGCGCUCCGGGGCUUCCCAGAUGUCAAGAAGGACUUUGAGAAAAUGGUCCAGCUCAACUCUGACGCUGAACUCGUGUAAGACCAAAAAAAAAACCAACAGUAUUUGGACUUGGUACUGUAUUAAACGCACAGAAGCUAUGCAUUUCCAGGGCAUUUUUGGGGAUGACGACUUCUUCGUAAGUUGGACAGAGAUGGACAAUAUUAGAGAGUUUUUAUUUUAUUUUAUUCGUCUUCUUAAGAUCGAUCAAUUAUCAGCCAUAAACCAAGUGAAACAUUUAACCUCAGCCUCCUCGAAAGCUGCAUUUAAGCCUCAAUGUUCAAAAAAAAAAAAAAAAGUCGAUGCAUAUUUGCGACUAAGCAGGAAUUCACAAGAAACACAAGCAGUCAGAACAUCGUACGUUUUUUAAAAACUGCUCAUUUGAACCUAUCUUAACUAAAUUUGAUUGUUGGAGCAUCCGUCAUAGUUUGGACCAGUGGUUCCCGACCUUUUUUCCGAGGUUUAUUCCCUCUGAUCUCUUGGACCCAGAUUGGGAACCACUGGUUUAGACCAACCUCAGUACACGAAAGAUUAUUUAUUGUACUUCAGUUGCAUUUAACAUUUAGAUGUAAACAGUUGAUUCUGAUUGUCUGACUUCAUGUGUUUCUUCCUUCUAUGGACUGUGUAGUGAUACAUCCUACAGGAUGCUACAGGAUGCUAGCAGCUAACUUCAAGGCAAAGGAUUAUGGGAAUGCUAAGAUAUGUGGGUGUUUGGUCUUAAACCAAAGUACUGGAUUAAUUAUGUUUUUUUUUUUUAAACUUCAUAAUGGGUCUGCACAACAUUUCAUGCAAUUUCAUCUGUUAUUUCUUGAGAUUUUUGAGUCUGAACCAAAGUUGGAAAUCCAAGGAUUUAGUAAUUAAGUCCCUAAUGAUGACUUACAAUGGUGAGCCAAAACAUUACGACCACCUGUUAUGCUUUGAGAGUCUUCCAAAUACCUCAGGCUGCUAAAACGUGGCCACAGAAGACCUGGUAAAGUAGUAGCAGAUCCUUUUCCUCGUCAACGCUGCAGACCGAAGUACAAAGCAUCGGCUGUGAGAACCAACAGUUUACUUAUGUUAAAUGUAUCUCCGACUUUGCCACUUGCCAUUGUUGCGAGACCAUCAAAUUAUUAUUCUUUUAAUCUCAUCGACUCAUUGUAGAUAAGACCCACCCUGCAAUAAAAUGGAACUUUGCUUUAAAAGAA